UGUGUGUCUGUGUGUGGGUGUCUGCUCAUCAGAUGACGUUUGUUUGCGGUCCCCCCCUAUAUCAUCCUGUCCAGAUGUGAGUUCCCAGUUACAGACAACUCGCUUUCAGAGAAGACUGUCACGUCCUGGAUCUGUACGUCCAAACCCAGCAGCAGACAUGAAUGCAAAAUACGUCUUGGCGCUGAUCCUGGCCCUGCAGGUCUCCACGUGCCUGUGUGAGGUUCCCGCACCAUCGCAGGAGCUUAUCGACAAGUACGAUGCGAUGAGAACCAUGUUCAUCAGGAGGUUGAUGCACGCCUACGGCAAGAUCCAGGAGGCUGCUGCUCCUCUGGCGGCAAAAAUCAGUGAAAGCGAGCGUGGACAGAGCGCCAAGACCUACGUGGAUGAUAUUCAGGCCAAGCCCGCGUACCAGGCCGUCGUCAAGGUUGGCCAUGGCCUCGUUGAGGAGGCAGGACCCCUGGUAGACAAGGCCCGCACAUCGGCGCUGGGCGUGUACGAGGAGUACAUGCGUCCCCAGGUCGGCCAGUACUUGAGCGACGUCAUCGACCACAUCAAGGCCUACCUGGACCUGGUCAUGCCCGCUGAAUAAAGACGACCGACUUGAAAAAGCCGCCAGUCAGCGACCUGUAGUAGAUCAUAGCGAAUAGAAACUUCACCAGUUUAGGCUGAGAAGAGCAAUGCACAAUGCAAAUACAUUCAUUGGUCUCUUUCAAAAAAAUCAGUAUCAGUGCCAAAUCGUGCAGAGGCUAAAACAGGGCAAACCAACGCCUUUGCAAAUUGUGCAUGUACAGUAUUUUGUGUUUGAUACACUAACCAAAAGUGUGUGAUUGUGUAUGUAUAUGGGUGAAUGUGUUCAAUAAAAAGAACUGGAAACUA
Platichthys flesus (European flounder) is the source of this 876-nucleotide messenger RNA. It is a transcript of the gene apoa2, whose product is annotated as apolipoprotein A-II. Lineage: Eukaryota; Metazoa; Chordata; Actinopteri; Pleuronectiformes; Pleuronectidae. The record is from RefSeq and is a predicted model, not a curated record. The transcript is spliced from 4 exons. Bases 158 to 589 code for a protein of 143 amino acids.